Molecule: messenger RNA, 835 nt
Organism: Xenopus laevis (African clawed frog)
Lineage: Eukaryota; Metazoa; Chordata; Amphibia; Anura; Pipidae
Product: P2X purinoceptor 7-like
Exons: 3
Coding region: 98-703 (201 amino acids)
Source: RefSeq, a predicted model, not a curated record
UGCUGUGUUAUUACUUGAAACUAUAUCAUAAAUCUUGAAAUUGUAUAAUUAUUUAUUUUUUGGUUUCCAUGUUAUUCUUAGAUUCCUUUCAUGGUGCAUGCAAAAUAUGUCUUUACAAGAAACGGCAAUUAGUUGUACCUCGCACUCCAAUGAAGAAGAGGAUCUUCUAAACCAAAUGAGGAUAUGGCCUGAAAUAAGAAAGGAUGAGGACUGUUUCCCCAAAAAUGUAUUGCACUCCAAACAAAGGCUCCAUGAUACAAGACAGAAAGAAGCCACGCAAGAAAUCCAAGCCCAAUCAGAACAACAACUUAAUGAAGAUGUUGCUGACAUCAGAUGGUGUGGUUGUGGAAACUGUACCCCGAUGCCUUCACUUAUAGAACACCUAUGCUGUCAUGAGCAACCAAUUAUAUUUUCCAAAAUUCCUGAUGAAAGAAAUUGUAUCACUGAGUGCAAAUUCUUUAACGAGUUGAUCAGCAGGGAAAGGGCUGACUUGAACUUUAAAAUGACGACUCUGGGCUUGAGAAAGCAACCCAACGAUGCAGAAUAUACGAGAGGCCUAAGAAAAGCAAGUUAUAGGAACUUCAGUGUAUGGAUUUAUGGAAACCUUGGUACCAGCCGUACAAAACCAAUUCCAUCUUGUGUGGUUAAAGUUAUCAGAUCUUCCUUCCCGGACCCUCAAAGUAAAAAUAUUGGCUUCCUUUGAGCCAAUGAUUCUGCUGAAGAGGAUUCUUUAAAGUACCUGUUUCUGUUACUUAAUAUCUUGAAUUAUUUAAAAAUAGUGAUGGGCGAAUUUGCACUGUUUCACUUCGCCGUAAAAUUCGUGAAUUUCCUGCGA